AUGCCACCCAAGACCAGGCAGGACAAGGGAGGAGAGUUGGGCCUGCAGUUGGAGCCAGAGCCAGAUGGUGCCCCAAACCUCAACUCCUUCUACACACGGUUUGACACCAUCAACUGCACAGAGCAAUGCAAGGCAUCACUGGAGACCCUACCCAUCACAGAGCCAGCAUACCCCGUUCCCUUCACAGUGGAGGAUGUAUGCCAGCAGCUAAGUCAGUGUAAGCCGGGCAAGGCCCCAGGACCAGAUAGCAUCCAGGCAAGGGUGCUCAAGGAAGACAGCGACUAUAGUGAGAACAGCAGUGACUACCAGAUGCAGUUGGUGAAUGUAGAUCCAGUGAGAAGGACCAUUUCAAUGACAUUGUUUCACAUUUCUGUUUUGCCCUUUAUCUACAUCAACUUCCUCUUGUUUUUUGUAUUCUGUAGGAGAGAAGCUUUUCGAUCAGAGACACGAUACAUAUUGUUUGCACAAACUGUGCUGGUGGACUUAAUUUUUCUUAUAUUGACAGAUUUUGUGGUGGUUCUUUCGUAUACUUUCACACUUACGCCACUGUUGUUUUGUAUCCCAUUAUGCAUUAUGAUGGAGAUGGCCUCAAACUGUACACCAUUAACCAUCACCGCUAUGUGUGUGGAGCGUUAUGUGGCCAUCUGCAUGCCACUCAGACAUGAUGCUAUUUCUACCACCAACAGGACAAUGAUUUUGAUCCUUGUGAUUUGGAUCUUAAGCUCCUUCAAUCCAUUUGUGGAUCUUUUCAUUCUCACAGCCACAUCUUCACAGGAGUACUUAUCACAAAUCACUUUUUGCCACUAUGAAAUAAUGACACCACAGGACUGGCAUCGCAACAUGAGGGGUAUUUUCUACUUUUGUACAUUAGUGUUCACUUUUGCGAUUGAAGUCUAUUGUUUUGUGAUGAUUACAUUAGCUGCACAAGCUGCUUCUGGUGGCAACAAAAAGUCAGCAUCAAAAGGACAACGAACCCUUGCACUGCAUCUCCUUCAGCUUUUCUUGUGCUCAGUAGAAGCAAUAUGUCCCUACACUGAAGCCUUUGUUAUAGAGAUUGACUUUGAGUUGUUUUUGACAGUUCGCCUUUUCAAUUUCAUUGUGUUUGGCACAAUCUCCAGGGCAGUGAGUCCACUUCUUUAUGGCCUUAAAGAUGAGAAGUUUUAUUCAGCACUCGUUCAAUAUACCUGCUGUAAAAUGAAUCACACCUCAUCAGAAAAAGAAAAAUAA
This is a messenger RNA of Chanos chanos (milkfish), 1227 nucleotides long. RefSeq names its product odorant receptor 131-2-like. The transcript has 3 exons. Bases 1 to 1227 code for a protein of 408 amino acids. Gene Ontology annotation, molecular function: odorant binding; olfactory receptor activity; G protein-coupled receptor activity. Gene Ontology annotation, biological process: detection of chemical stimulus involved in sensory perception of smell; G protein-coupled receptor signaling pathway. Gene Ontology annotation, cellular component: membrane. The record is from RefSeq and is a predicted model, not a curated record. Lineage: Eukaryota; Metazoa; Chordata; Actinopteri; Gonorynchiformes; Chanidae.